Molecule: messenger RNA, 4912 nt
Organism: Bursaphelenchus xylophilus (pine wood nematode)
Lineage: Eukaryota; Metazoa; Nematoda; Chromadorea; Rhabditida; Aphelenchoididae
Source: the annotation of a GenBank genome assembly
AUGUUACCCCGAGAAGGCGAAUAUCUGGCUUUCGAACGAGUCUCGAACGCCGCUGGUUCCAAGUCCUCCACCAUCAAGUCGUCCACGGCGCCCUCUCUUAUCCGUACCGUAAUCGCCAGCCCCAAACCGCCGCCAAAUCUCGAUGCCGAAGCCUACUACGCACGAUGGAUGGCUAUUCUGGCGGUCACCAUGGCAGUGGUAGCACUAUUAACUGCCGUGCUGGCUAUACCAUUAUUGUACGCGUAUCUUCAAUAUGCGCAUAACGUCACAAGCGAUGAACUGGAUUUUUGCGUAGCGAGAUUGACGGAUUUGAACAACCUUUUUGAGGCGGUGAGUGAUACUAAUGAUACUUAACCCCGUUCUUUAGAUACUCAAACCCGCAUAAAAAUACAAUUAAAGCCUGUUUGAAAAUUCUUUUCAGUUCCAAGAACGACUUCAUUUGGAAGGUCGCACAUUGCAUAACAUUCACAAACGUGAAGACGCUACAAUAGAUGUUAGGGAACGUCCCACCUCUCCAAGGCUGGACCGACUUUCGCGACGGCCAAAUCAACGACAACCGAAAGGCCCAAGAGUUCGAAAUUUUGGCCGAACUCGUUCGCAAACUCAAGUUGAAGUCUCCGCUCGACAUGCUCAAGGUCCACAGGCGCUAGCACAACAAAGCUACCCACCUCAGCAACCUCUCAGCCAUAUCCCAAGAUAUAAUGUGCCGGCCAGUCACGGUUAUGUGACACCCGCUUUCCCGGUGGCACAAUACAACGUUCAGCCUCCGUUGCGACCUCCGUUUAAUCCUCCACCAGCGCCCCCAAUGCGUCCGCCAACCGCUCAGCCGUAUACAACGAAUGUUCCGUCCGGCGGGAGGCCGAGACGGCCAAGGCCGCAGCAAAAGCAAGGCCAAUGUUGUGGCUACCAAUAUGGGAAACCGGGCCCACCGGGACCACCAGGGCCUGACGGAAACGAUGGUAGGUCCGGUUUCUAUUGUGGGGGACCGGAUCCAGUGGCAAAAAGGGCACCAUUUCGGAUCAGGGAGGUAUCAAAAAUGUGGCAAAAUGCUUCCACCUCCAAGUGAAAAAACUUCGUUUUGAAGAGCGCGCCCUUGUUCCUCACAAAAAGUGCGGGUUGAAAUCGGAGUUUUUUCACUUGGAGAGGGAGGUAUUUUGCCACAUUUUCUGAUGCUCCUGGAUGCAAAAUGGUACAUUUUUUGCCACCGGAUCAGGUCCCCCACUGUAAUCAUGAGCAUUACACCGCAAUUACUGUCCUUCUGACUACAGGGAGAUAUUGAGUCAUCAAAAAAAUUAUUUCAGGCCUCGAUGGAACCCCCGGAAAGCCAGGACUUCCUGGGCUAGACGCCCCAUUGAAUUCAGCUCCUAAUUUCUGCUAUGACUGUCCCGAUGGACCACCAGGACCAGCCGGGACUCCUGGUCCGAAAGGACCAAUCGGAAAGCCGGGGAAGCCUGGCACUCCAGGACCUCCCGGCUUUUCUAAAGCCGGCUCAGCCGGUUCUCCCGGAGCUAAAGGAUACCCGGGCGCACCUGGAACUCCAGGAACCCCUGGUCAUGAUGGACAGCUUCUAUUGAUCCCAACGUUCGGCCCUCCCGGUCCAACUGGGCCAGCAGGACCGCGGGGACCUCCAGGCCCUCAAGGUAGUCCAGGAAAUCCGGGACAACCCGGUCCCCCAGGCCCAGUAGGCCCUCAAGGACGGGAUGGUUACCCGGGAAAGUGUGGAAAGCCGGGAGCGAUCGGAAUGAAUGGACCACAAGGGCCCAUGUCGAGCUGCGAUCAUUGUGCGACACCAAGGACACCACCCGGAUAUUAGGCGGAAUUUUGGUACUAAUUUGUAAUCAUUGUAAUAAUAGCAUCUUUUUAGAGUAAAUAAAUAAUUUUGAGAAUUUUUUUCCUUUUGGUUUUAGUUUACUGCUGAUUUCGACAUUAAUUUUCUUAAUUGCCAAGGCUAAAACGACACAAGAGAUAAAGCUAAGGCAGAGCUCCCAUUUUCAUCCUCUUCUGGACAGCAGGCCAGCCCUAGUACUCUUUCCGAGCCAGAGAAGCAAACAAUUCUCGCGAAAGCCUCGCCUUUUUCUAGAAAUUUCUGUGUUUAUCGCAAUAUUUCGGACGCGAGACGAAAAAGAGAGACAAUUGUUCGCACUUUUUGCAGAGCGCACCAAAGAAGCGAGGGAUAGCGCGAGAGAGUGAAGACAUCUUUUUGUUUUCCGUGGGACAUUUUGUUGCCAGAGAGAAAAGACGCGAAAAAAUAAUAGAAGGGAAAAUAAGAGAAGCGAUAGAAAUGGCGUCCGAGACGGAGGAAGAAGCGAAAGAAAAACGCGUUCUUCCAUUUUGUCUGUUAUUUUUCGAUUAUUCAUGGUGUGAAAGCACAUUAUCUCGUGGGGGAAAGUCGUCAAAACACGUUGUAUUAGAGAGCUAGAUGCUGAAUGAUCAAAUUUGUGUCGUUUUCGCGAUUUCACAGCGAACUUUUGACGAAUUCGAAAUUCAGCACGUAAAAUAAGGUUGCUGUUACAAUAUUUUAUGCUAUUCGGUUUUCUGGAAAUUACCCGUGCUUUUUGUUAUUUUCCCAGUAAAAUCGUAAAUUCCAAAUUUGCGAACAUUUUUUACUUUUUCUUAUUUUUAGGUAACACCUGCGACAAGAUGAGCCGAGUUUACGUUGGAAAUUUGCCUUACGAUGCUAGAAUGAAGGACAUUGACAAAUUCUUCCGUGGUUAUGGCCGUAUCAACGAUAUUUUGAUGAAACGAGGCUAUUGCUUUGUUGAAUUUGACGACCGCCGCGAUGCGGAAGAUGCCGUUUAUGAUUUGGAUGGUGAGAGAAUGCUGGGAGUGAGGUAAGUCUUUCUUAUUGUUUGUUUUGUGUUUUAGGCCUAUUUUUUCCAUGGUUUUCGAUGUUAAUCAUGAUGAUUUAGAGUCUCAGUGGAGAUGGCCAAAUCUCGUCCUUACCGAGAAAGAUACCGUUCCCCAGUCUACGACAGAUACAGUCGCAGAUCAUACACCAGAUCUCGCUCACGUUCCGGUCGCUACCGAUCCCGUUCUCGAAGCUAUGAACGUCGCUCUGACCGCCGUUCCAGGUCUCGAAGCACCUCCAGAUCUCCAAAGCGCUAUGAGAGGGACUCAAGAUCUCGAACCAGAAGCCCAUCACGUUCCCAUACUCCAAGAUCUGAGCGAAGAUCGAGCAGUCCAGCCAAGUCUUACCGUUCCAGAAGCCGUUCUUACAGCCGGACUCCAAGAAGAAGCGAAUCUCCGGUUGACCGAAGCCGAAGUGUCUCCCGCGGCCGCUCCGAAAGCCGUUCCAGAUCUCGUUCCCCCUAUUGAUUAUCACCUAUUCCUGGGUGCACCAUGAAUCCAGAGCAUCUCUGCCGCACGUAAAAUAAUCCAGAUUUACAUUUUAUUUUUUCUCCCCGAAUCACAUUGUAUUUGUCAUAAUUAGUAAAUGUCCUGCAUUUUAGAAGCGAUCGAGCGAAUCCGUUGCGAAACCCCGGGGCGUUCGAUACGAAUCGUCUGCAUACGCAAGUUAAAUUGGGCGGGCAUGGGUAAUAUAGUAAAAAGUUUAAAAGUAAUAUUCUUAUAGAGGCGAGUCGAACGUUACAUCACGCUCUCCCAGCCUCAUUGAACAUCACAGGUAAUAUGCCUCUUAUUUAUUCCUUAUAAAACAAGCAAAAUCAUCGGAUUUCAAUUUUUUGCCUAGUGUAAUGUAAAAAAUGGUCGGCUCUUGAAUGAGAAUUGAAUCCAAUUAUUGGAUAGUAUAUACCGUGGGUCUAAUAGCGCUUAUUUUACACAGUUCUGCUUCCCGUGGUGUUGUGUUACUGUAGAGUGUCUAUCGUAUAAAAUGUCACUCGCAGAUUGUUUUGGGUCUUGGUGGCGAGCUGCGCCCGUACUCCGCUUUCCAGAAGGUGCGCAAAAGUGGCGUUGAAUGAAAGUGAUUAUGAGGAGAAGAUGUGUUUUAUUGUCUUUUCAGGUUAUGUUUUACAUUUUGUAACAUUUGUCACAGUUUCUGGCAAAACCGGGGUUUUUUAAAUUCGCGUUUGUAAUCCCGCCGAUUUUUUUCUCGUGGUGCGCUCGUUUUUCUAUCGCACAGGAUAAUGUGGAGUGUGCGUAACUCGUCUUCGAUUGCGAUCGUCUAGACACGCGUUUCGCUGCAUUUUCUGCCACUUUUUUUUUUUUGAUUUUCUCUGUAUUAUUCUUCAUACUAAACACGUGGUUUACCCAGACAUUUUAAUCAAUUUUUGUGUUUUUUCGCGAUCGUAACGUUUGAAUUUAUUUUGCAGACCUUUCCUAAUCAAUUUGGUUGUUUUUAGACGUCCUCAACGAUCUGAGUACACCACAAUGAGCACUCGAGUUUAUGUUGGGCAUUUGCCGUAUGAUGCUCGAGAGCGCGACAUCGAACGGUUCUUUGAUGGUUAUGGCCGGAUUCGAGACAUCUUGCUGAAGCGGGGAUACUGCUUUGUCGAGUUUUCGGACCCCAGGGACGCCGAUGAUGCGGUUUAUGAUCUCCACGGCAGGUCUAUGUUGGGAAUGAGGCAAGAAUUUUUUUAUUAUUUCUGUUUUUAGGUUCUGGCUUCUUGCUACGUGAAACGGGACAAGAAAUAUGUCCAGCCCCUCUCUAUGUCUGGGGAUUUUAAUAUUUUGCAUUGAUUUUUCGAUGUCUUGAUAUAAAUUAACUACUCAUUUUCAGAGUGGUCGUUGAACUUGCCAAAGGACGUCAACGCGGAAGUCGUGGUCGCUUCCGUUCCGUGUCACGCUCUCCUCGCCGAUAUUCUCGUCGUUCUAGGUCCCGUUCUCGAUCUCAUCGCCGUUCCAGAAGGGAUUCACGGUCGCCCCGGCGUUCGUCUCGACGUUCUCCAUCAAGAUCGGCGUCCAGAAGUCCCCGAAGAGAUUCAAGAAGCCCAAAAAGAGAUUCAAGAAGUCCUAA